Drosophila melanogaster (fruit fly) is the source of this 2897-nucleotide messenger RNA. It is a transcript of the gene Clamp, whose product is annotated as Chromatin-linked adaptor for MSL proteins. Gene Ontology annotation, biological process: epigenetic regulation of gene expression; regulation of DNA-templated transcription. The transcript has 7 exons. The coding region runs from base 365 to 2065 and encodes 566 amino acids. Lineage: Eukaryota; Metazoa; Arthropoda; Insecta; Diptera; Drosophilidae. Gene Ontology annotation, cellular component: chromosome; chromatin; nucleus. Gene Ontology annotation, molecular function: chromatin binding; sequence-specific DNA binding; protein-macromolecule adaptor activity. The record is from RefSeq and is marked reviewed.
CUGCUCUAUCUCUGAGCGUUGUUCUGUCUCCAUCUCUCUUUAGCAAUCGUAAAAAAUGAUGGACUGAAAGUUAAAGUGCUGGAAUUUGUUAGAAAAAGAUAACACUAUUUAAAUAUAUAUCUUGUAUUAUUCCAAACAAUAUAUCGUUAAAAUACGUUAUCAAUUCACGAAUACAAUUUUACACCACUCAAAUCUUAACAAUUUUAUUGUGGAGCAGGCAGUGCGCAAUUUAUGGUGUGGUCCGGUUGCGUAAAAGAAUUAGCGUCGCGUGAUGCAGUGUUGAAAAGCGCGACAGAGCUGCAGUAAAUAAAAGGCCAACGUAUGAUAAAAGUUAAUUUUUGAGCAUACUCGAAUUUUGGGGACCAUGGAAGACCUUACCAAAAACAUUAUCUUCACAAAUGCCAUUAAUGGGCAACCGGCCACAAUUCAAUACCAGACGGCGGAUGGCACCAUUCUUAAACAGCCCAAAAUAGAGGGCCAAAAAACGGAGCAGCAGCCUACCUUCUAUUACACGACAAAUGGCAAUGGCGGUACCGUCAAUCUCGCACAGCUGGCCACCACAGACGACAAUAAGACGUGUUAUAUAGCCCAGCCCGUGGGCGGAUACAAUUACGCCCUGGUCAACGGAAUGCCUCUCAAUCAGGGUGCAGCUCUUGGCAUCGCCACGGUAGACGCACAAGGCCGCAUCCAGAUUGUCAAUCAAAAUAAGCCAAUUGCAGCUAACACCAUAUCCAACAUAAGCUUUAAGUGUGACGUAUGUUCAGAUAUGUUCCCUCAUUUGGCACUUCUUAAUGCUCAUAAGCGGAUGCAUACAGACGGGGAACAGCAGCAACAACAGCAACAUAACGCCCAAGCGGGCGGCGAUUCUAUUGCCGUGGUCAGCGCGCAGGGGCUUGUGCAGGCACAGAACAUUAUUGGAAAUGGUCAGAUGGGCCAGAUACAGAUUGUGUCUUCUGACACGCUGGAGCCGGUUCAGCAAUCUGUAAUGCAGCAGCAGCAACAUGAGUCAAAGGCAAGCAAGUGCAUAAAUUGUGGAAGCUCUAUGCUGCAGCAGUCCAAACGCAAAGGUCCAAAGCAGGUGCGCUGCGAGUCCUGCAUGCAGGCUGAACAAACAGCGCAACAACAACAGCAGCUCUUCGUCGCCCAAGACGGUCAAAUGGCGCAUCCCGUGCAAAUCAUAUCAACGACUCCUCAGGCCCAAGCACAACUUCAGCAAAUUGUGGCUGCACAGACUGGCGGUACAACGCCAAAGCGAGAGGCGAGCAGUGGGUCUGGCCAUCAUCCUGUGAAAAAACGAAAUUCCCAGCAGAUGACCAAAUGCCAGAAAUGCAAUGGCUCCGGCGUGGUGCUAGUGGGGCAGCACUCCCAUGCUUCACACAGCGGGGUGGGCGGAUCGGUAAAGCAAUCAGUUACUGUUAAAACUGAGUGUUUGUCCUGCAGAAAUCCGUCCAAACCCUUCAGUUGUAAUAUAUGUGGUGGUCUGUUUUCACGUUACUCAAGUCUGUGGUCCCAUAAAAAGCUGCACAGCGGUGAAAAAAACUACAAGUGCAGCAUCUGUGGAUUGGCCUUUGCUAAAGCCGUAUAUUUGAAAAACCACGCGCGCAUUCAUACAGGCGAGAAACCCUAUAAAUGCCAAACCUGCGGCAUGCAGUUUUCACAGUCACCACACCUCAAGAACCAUGAACGCACGCACAGUGGCGAGCGGCCCUAUGUGUGCGGUGUUUGCGACAAAGGAUUUGCGCGCCACGCUACUCUUUGGAAUCAUAGGCGCAUUCACACGGGCGAAAAGCCAUACAAGUGUGAAAUUUGUGGAUCGGCCUUUUCUCAGGCGGCGCACCUUAAGAACCACGCAAAGGUGCACUCCGGAGAAAAACCCUACAAGUGCGAGAUUUGCUCUGCAGCAUUCGCUGAUCGUUUUGCACUCAAGCGUCACCGCGGCAUACACCAAAAGUACGGCCAAACUGCUCCUCGCCAGACCAGCAGCGAUGGGAUGAUAGUGCAUAAGCAGGAGAUUCCUGACAUGGAGGAUGAGGCCCAACAGGAAGUGAUUAUCGGUGGGUUAUAGAUAGUUUAAAUGCAGAGGUGACAGGCAGCUUAAUGAAGUCACAGACACUGGAGUCCACCCUGCUUAGCUUCAGUUUAUCGAGCGUUACUAUGAUCAUCUGCCUCCACCUAUGCUAGCCCCAGAACCAUCUCUAAGGGCGCAUAUAUCACCACAAUGAUAUUAAAGAAUAGAAAACGAUGUUCCAUCGUUAACACUUCAGCUGCAUAUGUCCUUUCUCCACUUUCAUGUGGGAUCUUCAAAAAUGGGCGAAACCCAAAAACGCUUUUUACGAUAAGCAUACAAAUGAACCUAAUUUAUUUGAUAGCUUGUAUAAUAUACUUAAACAUCUUUAAACAUUAAACGCAUAUAUGUAUAGGCAUCGUAUUUAUAAGUGUUAUAGGCUAUUCUCUUAUACAAAUUGUAGGUGUAAAAUAUGGAUUUAUUAGGUGACGAUACGAGCAAAUCCGAUACGUAUGAAUAUGCACAGGUAAUAAACACACACAUAUAAGUUGAAAGUUGUAAGCUUAAAUAUAUUUUAAUUAAAUCUAUCUAAUAUAAGUAUGUAUUAAAUAAUGCAUAAAAUCAAAUAAAUAUUUGAAUAAAAUACAAUUUUUUACUAACCUACUCCAUUUGCAAGUGCCUUAACGAAGAAUAGAGGGAUCCCAGAAAUAGGCACAUUUUCCACCGUUUUCGACGUCUUAUGCGUUUUUUUUUUAUUAAUGUAAGCACCAUUUCACUUUAAAUAUAAUUUUUUUAGUGUUUUGCCACGUUCAUCUUAUUCUUACGUGAAGCUAUAAGGUCAGUAAAUUUUAAUGUUGGCAAUAAUAUAAUUAAUAAAUACACAAAACUUUAA